AUGUCACCGAGCUUUUCAUUUGGAACUUUGCAUUUUGGGCAGGGGAAAGCAGUUUUGAUCCCCGAUUUGGUACCUGCCACCUUGCACUGCUCCGGGGAAAACGACGGAGGAGGGGAGGGCCAGGGGGACGGCAGGGAGGAGGGCAGGGCGGAGGACAGGGAGGAGGGCAGGGCGGAGGACAGGGAGGAGGGCACGGAGGAUGGUAGAGAGGAGGGCAGGGAGGAUGGUAGAGAGGAGGGCAGGGAGGAUGGUAGAGAGGAGGGCAGGGAGGAUGGUAGAGAGGAGGGCAGGGAGGAUGGUAGAGAGGAGGGCAGGGAGGAUGGUAUAGAGGAGGGCAGGGAUGAUGGUAGAGAGGAGGGCAGGGAGGAUGGUAUAGAGGAGGGCAGGGAUGAUGGUAGAGAGGAGGGCAGGGAGGAUGGUAGAGAGGAGGGCAGGGAGGAUGGUAGAGAGGAGGGUAUGGAGGAUGGUAUAGAGGAGGGCAGGGAUGUUGGUAGAGAGGAGGGCAGGGAGGAUGGUAUAGAGGAGGGCAGGGAUGUUGGUAGAGAGGAGGGCAGGGCGGAGGGUAUGGAUGACUACACAUUGUCGUCCUUUACAUGCGAAAGGGCCACUCAGAACCACUCACUUUUUUAA
Messenger RNA from Closterium sp. Yama58-4, 630 nucleotides. NCBI's taxonomy places the organism in Eukaryota, Viridiplantae, Streptophyta, Zygnematophyceae, Desmidiales, Closteriaceae. The record is from the annotation of a GenBank genome assembly.